AUGGUUGACAAUGUAACAAUAAAUUAUACUAACUCAUACGAUGAUGAAUAUGGAGAUGGAAAUGAAGUAUUUAUUCCAUCAGCUCAAAUACAAUUUUGGACAUAUCUUAUCUUAGGAAUUCCAUCACUUUUUUGCACUAUAUUUCUACUUUAUCAUUUAAUAUUUGAUCGACGUUUACGUCAACAAAUACAUAAUCAUGUUGUAAUUGUCUUACUUUUUCUUUGUCUUGUUAUCUUAGCUGUCGAUAACUCGUUAUAUCUUGAUGGAUGGCGUGUAGGUCAUGGAAAUUCAAUUGCAUCGACACCUACUAUAUGUUUAUUCUGGUGGUUUAUUGAUUACGGUUUUUACGGUGCAAUAUCUGUAUUUCUCGUAUGGGCUUCAUUCGAAAGACAUAUACUUGUAUUUCAUCGACGUCAAUUUCUUAGUACAAAACGUAAAAUUUUUUAUGUUCAUUAUCUUCCUUUAAUUAUUAUUUCAAUUUAUACAAUUGGAUUUUAUAUUGGUGUAAUUAUAUUACCGCCAUGUAAAAAUAUUUUUUAUUUUAAUUAUUUAGCAUGUGGUUCAUCGCCAUGUUAUCAAGAAAUAUCAUGGAUGAAUACAUGGGAUUAUUUAUUUAAUGGUGUUUUAUGUAAUAUUUUCGAAGCAAUAUUUAGUAUAUCAUUAUUAUUGAGAACAAUUUGGAAAAAAUAUUAUUCACAAAAUCGUUUUCGAUGGAAAAAAUAUCGAAAAAUGACUAUACAAUUACUUUCAAUUUCAACUCUAUCAUUAUGUAUUCAUCUUCCUCAAUCAUUAAUUAUUCUUGUUCGACAAAUUCAACCUAAUAGGAAUGAUUUUGGUGCCAAUAUUGAACCGUAUUUUUUUUAUUUAACUGGUUAUGUUAUUUUCUUGGUACCAUUUGUAUCUCUUGGAUGUCUACCUGAAUUAUGGCCGAAACUCUUACUUUUUAAUCAACGACAUCACUGCAUGAUCGGUCCUAUGACAAUGAUUGCUGCUGCUGCUACUGAACAAACAAUUCUAAGAUCAAAAGAUGGUUGA
Messenger RNA from Adineta steineri, 1035 nucleotides. The record is from the annotation of a GenBank genome assembly. NCBI's taxonomy places the organism in Eukaryota, Metazoa, Rotifera, Eurotatoria, Adinetida, Adinetidae.